Clupea harengus (Atlantic herring) is the source of this 582-nucleotide messenger RNA. Its product is annotated as tumor necrosis factor ligand superfamily member 14-like. The coding region runs from base 1 to 582 and encodes 193 amino acids. The record is from RefSeq and is a predicted model, not a curated record. The transcript has 2 exons. Lineage: Eukaryota; Metazoa; Chordata; Actinopteri; Clupeiformes; Clupeidae.
AUGGCAACGUCUCGCACCCUGUAUAACAAUGCGUUUAUGGAGGACUCCAACACAGCCUAUCCUCCGCCACUGCCACCCAAGCCGAUCCGCUAUCGCAAAAGGAGUGUGGUUCAACCUAUGCUUUUUGCGCUGGUGGCUUUGGCCCUCUGUGGCAUGGUAGUGGAGGCCUGCUUCAUCUAUAGGCUGUACUCCAAACACCCCCAGAGAGGUGCUGCUGAUGGACUCAUGCUUUGGGAUGAUCAGGGUGAGAAUAUCUUACAUGAAAUGAAAUACAAAGAUGGCGUCCUCACUAUCCAGCAGGAGGGGUACUACUUUGUUUACUCCAAGAUCUACUUCGUGUUGACACAUGACAUUUCACUUGAGCAUUCUGUGAUUAGGACCAGUAUGUAUUACUCUAAGGAGAUGGUGCUUCUGAUGUCAAGGGAAUACCAAUCCAAGUCAGCCAAAAACGUAAGAACAAAUAGUUACCUAGGAGGCAUGUUCCACUUGUUGAAAGGUGAUACUAUAUUUGUAAGGGUAAACAAUGCCCGGGUCAUACUAUCAACCUCAGCAGAGAACUACUUUGGUGCCUAUAUGGUGUAG